CUCUAAUUGGCCAGUACCUAGACCCUUACCACGCUUCAGUGGUAAUUGUUCAAUGCCAUUUUGGCGUUGAAUUUGCUAUGAAGUCGUCGGUGAGGGCGGUGUUGGUGAGCCGUGAGGCAGCCCGGCGGUCGCUCAGUGGGGUCAGGUUUUACCCUGGUAUGGGGGUGUACGACCACCGGUAUUGUACCGCCGAUGGAGUUCGGCAACCCUUUCAACACCUUCUCCCCAUGUGCCGGUACGUGCAAGCGUACACAUCCUUCGCCGCGGCCUCAGUGAUACGUCCGUUUUUAUGUGGCUGAUGUUAGGCGGUGACAAGUGUCGGCCUAUCGGCAAUUGUACCGCCCAAAUAAUCACCGCGUUCAUGGAGUUCCUGCAGGUCGCGGUGCGGGGCUCAGGCGUCCGUUUCGAGUGUGCGGUCAGUGGAAACAAUUCGUGUGCGGUGUUGUCGCUGAUGGCCACAUACGGAACGCGGAUGACCGAGUUUUGUCUCGCGGAGGGGUUGCUCGUGUGUUCAACCAAAUAUUGGUCUUACCAUGUCAAUUCCUUGAUAUUGGACACAUUGAGUCGGCUUGUGGACUUGGUGGAGGGAUUACAGACGGCCAACUUCCACAAUCGUUUGCUAGCGAGCGUUUAUGACGCGGGAUUGAUGCUGCGGUUCUUGGCGUUUGGUAAGUCGCGAUUAAACAAAACAGAUAUUAAUUCAAUUACUGUUCAGUUAGUUGACCAAAACAAUAAUCCAAUUGAUAAUUUUAACGAGACGUUAACAGUUGUUCUACAUAUUAAACGUCACGGAUCUGAUCAUUAA
Molecule: messenger RNA, 805 nt
Organism: Acyrthosiphon pisum (pea aphid)
Lineage: Eukaryota; Metazoa; Arthropoda; Insecta; Hemiptera; Aphididae
Exons: 4
Coding region: 290-805 (171 amino acids)
Source: RefSeq, a predicted model, not a curated record